CUUUAAUCUGUGGUAUAAAAGUUCAUGUGGAAAGUGGAAACUAGAAACUGGAAGUGGAAACACAUUUCAUAGCCAGAAAAACAGCAAAAUUUUUGUUUUGUUUUGUUACAAAAUUAAAGUGGUUACACAAUAGAUACCUAGAAAAACAGUUUAAACUUUUUGCGAUUUUUGUACGCUAUUUGUUUUUUAAACAAAUGAAUUCUGAAGGAAACAGUUCCCAUACCUACUAAAUUUUACAACAACAACAAUAAAAAUGUAUUUAGGGGACGAAUUUCCAAACUUCACAGCGAAUACCACGGCAGGAAAGAUUGAUUUCCACGAAUGGAUAGGACAAUCAUGGGCUAUCCUGUUUUCUCAUCCUUCGGACUUUACCCCUGUUUGCACAACAGAGCUGGCUCGUGUUGUCAAGUUAAUGCCAGAGUUUAAAAAGCGCAAUGUAAAAGUCAUUGGAAUAUCUUGUGAUUCUCUUACUUCACAUUUCUUGUGGUGCAGGGACAUCAGAAGUUAUGCGGGCUGCACACUAGACGAAUCAUUUCCAUAUCCAAUUAUUGAAGAUGAGGAUCGCAUAAUUGCCAAAACAUUGAACAUGUUAGAUAAGGAUGAGAUGGAUUCCAAAGGAAUGCCCUUAAGUGCCAGAGCUGUAUUCAUCAUAGAUCCGCGUAAGAAAUACAGACUGUCUAUUCUGUAUCCUGCUUCCACUGGAAGAAAUUUUGAUGAAAUACUUCGUGUGAUAGACUCGUUGCAACUGACUGACAAGCAUCGAGUAGCCACCCCCGUUGACUGGAAGAUGGGUGAUGAUUGUAUGGUGCUCCCAACGGUAUCAGACGACGAACUGAAGAAAUCUUUCCCUCAAGUAAAGGUUGUGCAAGUUCCAUCCGGAAAACAAUAUCUGCGCAAGACGCCAUGUCCAAAAAUUUAACAAUUUUUUUUUAAUUUAUGAUUAAUUGAACUUUAAGGUUCCUGUAAAUCAAUGAAAAUUAUAAUGAUAAGCAAUUUUAUUUUAGUAAUAAAAAUAAAUUCAAUA
This is a messenger RNA of Pieris rapae (cabbage white), 1024 nucleotides long. It is a transcript of the gene Prx6a, whose product is annotated as peroxiredoxin-6. Gene Ontology annotation, cellular component: mitochondrion; cytosol. Lineage: Eukaryota; Metazoa; Arthropoda; Insecta; Lepidoptera; Pieridae. Gene Ontology annotation, biological process: cellular oxidant detoxification; cell redox homeostasis. The record is from RefSeq and is a predicted model, not a curated record. Gene Ontology annotation, molecular function: peroxiredoxin activity. The transcript has 6 exons. The coding region runs from base 254 to 919 and encodes 221 amino acids.